UGAAUAUACCUCGACAUCGUCAGUCAGCCAUAACAACGGGACGCGAGAACUCGUCCGCACAAAUUUAAUUUAUUUUUCCGUGUUUUCUGUUACAAAAACCCCGCGAAUCUUUAAAACAAAAUGGCCGCUGUUAACGGAAAGGAUUCAGACCCGGUUGUGCCGCCUUCCUCUUUGAUUAGACGCGUCAGUUCGCGUUCAGUUAGAAAUUCAAUUUCGGAGGAAAAAGAAAAUGGCGAUGGCCCAGUUAAGGGUUCGUUUGUCAGUAAAUAUAAGAAGGCUCCUGAGGCCCUAAAGAGCUUCCACUUAACUGAUGCUGAGAGCGAGCUGGAGGUCCCUGGAACUCCAAUGACUCCCAGAACUUCAACAACUCCUGGCCACGAGAACUGCACUUUCCACCAUGACCUCGAGCUGGACCACAGACCACCCACCAGGGAGGCACUUCUCCCCGACAUGGCCAACUCUUACAGACUUUUGCUCACAGGUCUUGGUGAGGACCCUGAGAGAGAGGGUCUGCUGAAGACACCUGAGCGUGCUGCUAAAGCUAUGCUCUUCUUCACCAAGGGAUACGACCAGAGCCUUGAAGAGGUCCUAAACAACGCCAUAUUUGACGAGGAUACUGAUGAGAUGGUGGUUGUAAAGGACAUCGAGAUGUUCUCCAUGUGUGAGCAUCACUUGGUGCCGUUCUACGGAAAGGUGUCCAUUGGUUACCUGCCUCAGGGCAAGAUCCUCGGUUUGAGCAAGCUGGCUAGGAUCGUGGAGAUCUUCUCCCGUCGUCUCCAAGUCCAGGAGCGCCUGACCAAGCAGAUCGCUGUAGCUGUGACCCAAGCUGUCCGCCCGGCUGGUGUAGCCGUUGUUAUCGAAGGAGUGCACAUGUGCAUGGUGAUGCGAGGUGUGCAGAAGAUCAACAGUAAGACUGUGACGUCCACGAUGCUGGGAGUGUUCCGCGAUGAUCCGAAGACCAGGGAGGAGUUCCUUAACCUCGUGCACUCCAAGUGAGAAAGCGAGUCCAUACUUCUCAAGUUGCCACGUCCAUAAUAUUCUUAACCUCUUCAUUUUUUUGUUAAACAUCCUUUUUUUAAGACACUUCUAUGACCUUCCUAUAUGACAUUUUUAAUUUUACUUUCUCAUUUUUUAAUUUUAAAGUUUUGUAAAAUAAAAAAAUUGUUGCCAAAAAAUAUUACGGACGUUCAACUCAACGCGUGGUUAUUUAAUAAGUUGUUAGUUAAGUUAUUAUCGCUUCUUAUUUCACUAUUUUAGUAAUUUAUAAUUACGAAAAAACAAUUUUGUUUUGUUAAAACAACAAAUGUUGCAGCUUA
Spodoptera litura is the source of this 1316-nucleotide messenger RNA. It is a transcript of the gene Pu, whose product is annotated as GTP cyclohydrolase punch. Gene Ontology annotation, biological process: tetrahydrofolate biosynthetic process; tetrahydrobiopterin biosynthetic process. The record is from RefSeq and is a predicted model, not a curated record. Gene Ontology annotation, molecular function: GTP binding; GTP cyclohydrolase I activity; zinc ion binding. NCBI's taxonomy places the organism in Eukaryota, Metazoa, Arthropoda, Insecta, Lepidoptera, Noctuidae. Gene Ontology annotation, cellular component: cytoplasm.